Molecule: messenger RNA, 2673 nt
Organism: Leishmania braziliensis MHOM/BR/75/M2904
Lineage: Eukaryota; Euglenozoa; Kinetoplastea; Trypanosomatida; Trypanosomatidae
Source: the annotation of a RefSeq genome assembly
AUGGUGGCGACGAAGAGCAUUGGCGGUGCGGAGCUGCCUGAUAUUCGAAUGCAGGACGGCCUCACGGGGAUUUCUCUCUUCGACGACAGCGAGGACGUCUCCAUCACCGAUGCGCACUACAUUGUCCUCUCUCAGGGUCUCAUCCGCUCCGUGGCGGCUCCGGCGACGUACGUGCUGUGCUUCCAGCCACAGAACCACCUCGACUGGCGCGUCGCACCAGGUAUCUCGCUCGUCGUGAAGACGCACGUGCGCCGCCCGACGGUGUAUGGCUACUUCUCUUCGGACGGCAGCGAGGAUAUGGCGCUUCUGACGGCGCUGGCGCCUAGCAAGGUGGCGCUGGAGUGGAGCACAGGCGAGGAGAACAUGGUGAACGUUGUCGGCACAGCUGGCCGGCAGGUGUCGUUGGCGCUGUGGUGUCUUCCAGCGCCAAGGAACAGCAACAGCAGCAAUAGCGUAGGGGUGGAAGAAGAGUUGGUGCCUUGCGGAGAUCGCUGGCGAGUCAUGUUCGUGAAGCCGAUGGACAACGACGAGGACCCGUGCUUUGCUGGCGCAGAGGCCGUGUCAGACGACGCUGUGUGCGGGCCCUACGUGCUAGAUUUCGGUGCUCUAACGCUGCCGUAUACGCUGAGCACGCCAGUGGGAGGCAAUGGCGGUGAUUCGGUGCCGCUGAUCAUCCCAAGCAUGACGCAGCCAUGGAUCAUGUGCCUCGAAACGGGGCUGGAGGGGUGGCGCGAACCAGUGCACCCGAUGUUUCAGCUUCGGUACACGCACGCGAUGCCGACCGGCUUCCGCGUGAAGCUUGACGACGCUUAGGAACACGAUGGCGCCGGGGCAGACAGUGUGACAGGCAUGCCCAUCGGCGGAAAUACCACGCUCAUUCUCUAUGCACCGGACAGCAGUCAGUUGGUUUACCUGAGCGGCUACGGUAUCGAGCAUUGGCCGGCUGCGGUUUGGCGCACACUGCGAGGAGACGAUGCCACCACCAGCACCCUUCAGCUCCCAAGCUGGAGUCGACAGAGGCGGCGGAGUGGACCUAGUGAAUUUCACCUCGAGCGGUAUGGCCGACUACCUCCAACACGUUGCUGCCCGCCAAAUGCUGGCAAACACGCGCCUCUACACCGAUCCGCUCCCGAUCGACGACGACAACGUGUAUCGUUCAUCUGGCAUGCAGGUGCUUCUCUCCACCACCUGCAGCUACAACUCGCACGGUAUUCCGCUGUUGACCGCCUCUGUUUCGAACAUGCUGACCUUGACGAAGCGCCAUACGGGCAUGGCAACACCGCAGCGCCUGCACAUGUGCAUCCGCGACCCGGAAGCGGCUGUCGUGGUGGCAGCGGUGUGUCGGAGAAUGAUGUCGGCGUGGCUACAGAAUUCUUCGUGGAUUCUGGGGUAUACUACUGCGUGAUGCCUUUGCAAGUGGCUCGAGUAUCGCUGCACGCGUGGACGCCUACGAACGCAAUGCGGGCGAACUUGAUCGAGUACGUGGUGUUGCGCCGUGGUACCAUGGAAGAUCUGCUGCUGUCGCUGCUGCUCGAGUCGACGGCAAAGCACCUGGACGGCUGUGACCAUUGCGGACAAGCUCCGAGGACGAACUCCUCCAGCGUCUCGAGCGAACCCGUCUGCACUCUCGCUGCUUUCCCUGACUCGCUUCUACGUGGGCCAGCAGUGCUACCGGCCUGCGGAGUCACCGGAUCCAGCCAGCGCUGUCUCACCCUACGUGUCCCUCCUACGCGGGUAUGCAGCUCAUCUUUGGCGCCGACAGAAUCACCGGGUCGCCGCUGCCCUUGUGCGGGAUACAGCAGUAGCCGUCGUCGCCAUCGCCGACAUACAGCCUUAGCAAGACCCUCGUCGCGGCGCUGCCGAGCGGCAACGCCUAUGACGUCCCGCAGCACUGUCUGCUUCUCUGCUGAUGGUGGGCUGCACUACCUCUCCGUUGGCAUCGCGUACUUCACGGAAGACUGGGCCCCCACCCUGCGCGUCACGCUCAACACCCAAAACGACGAGGAGACAGGCGAGGAUACUCGUGAAGGGGUGGACGCCUCCAUGGCGGCGACUCCGACGGCGAACGCGAUCCGCGUCUACACACAAAUCAGCACGAUGCGCGGACUUCUCGACACGCGCUUUGUCAACCCCAACACCCUGCCGCCAUGGACUGCGAUGGGCAAUCAUACAGAUGCGUGCGUGCUGGCCGAUCUUGGUCAGCUGACGACAGUGAUGCUGUGGACUGGCUUCGUUGGGCGACAAUGGCUUCACCAUGGACGGGCUGCUCUACCUGCCCGCCGCAUCGUCUGCAGGGGCCAGUCCCUCGGGCCGUAUUCCCGACGACGAGUCGCAGCCACACCUACUCCGCUUCUCCCUGGACAACCGUCUGCAGAAUGUUUCGACCAAUAUGACCGUGACACUGUGGUGCCCUGCUCCCUCACGUGCUACGGCGACGCCACUUGGCCUGCUUCAGGCUCGCCCUACCUUGGCUACACCUCCACCUCCCUAGCGCUCUUCCAGGAGGCGAUGGCGGCCGCACUUGGCGUCGACCCGUCAGUGGCUGUCGUUCAGUUGUACAUGUCCAGCUUUGUGGCCCUGCCCAAGGCAGCCGCAUCGCUCCACGCUGUCGAGUCCGCAGCCGUGGCCGCCGUGCAGGCGCGUCACCGCGCCGCAGGAGCUAUUUUUGCGGUC